CUCAACCGUGACACGCUAUACGUCUCGUCCUCGGUUCUGAGCUCACUGCUCACAGAAGACACGGGUCGUGCGAGUGUCUAUCUUUGAACGGAAAACCAGCUCAUAGGCAUGCAUGUCGCGUGAACGAGCGCCGAGUACCACAAUGGCUCCCCGGACGAACGGGACGAAGAUACGAGCGAAUCAGAAGUAUGAAGACUUCACGACAAUAGACUGGAUACAGGAUGCGAUCCUACAUUCUGCAUAUAUUGGGCAUGGGUCGAGAUGGGAGGUCGCAUGGGCGUGGACGUGGUCGAAGUCCUCCAUCUUUGCGGAUGCAGCACAGAGUUGGUUCGUGGUCAGCCUAGUCGGUGAGUGUCUGCAUUGGGGUCAAUGCUGCCUGAUAUCCAUUAUCACUGCCUGGCUAUCCGACCUCAAAAUGGGCUACUGCCACGACGGGUGGUGGCUGAACAGGCAGUUCUGCUGCUGGGAGAUAGAGAACGACGAUGCUGGCUGUGAUUCCUGGCACAGGUGGAGCACUGUGCUGCCUGUGCGGUGGACCAUCUACGUGAUCUUCGCUGGUACAUUCUGCUUUACCGCCGCCCAUCUUGUACGGUCGAUCGCGAAGUACGCGGCGGGGUCAGGAAUCUCAGAAAUCAAGUGUAUUCUCGGCGGAUUCAUCAUGAAGGGAUAUCUGGGCUUCGGGACGUUCUUCAUCAAGAGCAUGACGUUGCCUCUAGUCAUUGCCUCGGGUCUCUCAGUUGGUAAGGAGGGUCCCUCUGUGCAUGUCGCGUGCUGCAUAGGGUACCUCGUUGCUAGCUUAUUCAAGCGUUAUCACCUGAGCCAAGGCAAAAUGAGGGAAAUAUUGACCGCGUCCAGUGCGGCUGGAGUCGCGGUCGCCUUCGGUUCCCCGAUCGGUGGAGUACUCUUCUCGAUCGAAGUAGUCACAUUAUCUGUGAGUCACUAUUGGCAGUUCGAGAGUGUCGCUCAAUGCACUUCGGCACCACAGGCUAUGAAUCCGUAUCGCAGCGGGAAACUGGUAUUGUUCCAGGUGACUUACGAUCGCGAUUGGCACUUCUUCGAAGUCAUGUUCUUCGUCAUUUUGGGUAUCUUCGGCGUAAUGGCUGCUUUCCGACGGAAGCACCUGGGUAGCUUCCCCGUCUCCGAAGCCGUCAUUUUAGCAACCAUCACGGCAAUGGUCGGAUACUUCAACCGUUUCGUCCGGAUUGACAUGACGGAAAGCAUGUCCAUCUCUUCCGGCGACUACGACAACAUCUGCCAGACAUCUGAACAGUGGCCGAUGGUCAACUCUCUGUUCCUUGCGACGAUCCUUCGGAUUGGACUUGUGGUCAUCUCGUAUGGUUGCAAGGUCCCUGCGGCUUUCCCGGAAUCCAGUAUGUUCGCCGUUUGCCAGCACGACGUGCAAUGUAUCACCCCUGGGACGUAUGCAUUCCUCGGUGCUGCUGCAGCUCUCAGCGGAGUCAUGAGGUUAACAGUGACGGUUGUUGUCAUCAUGUUCGAGCUGACUGGUGCUUUGACGUACAUUUUGCCGACCAUGAUCGUCCUACUUGUGACGAAGGCCGUCGGCGACUUCCUUGGAACAACCGGUAUUGCAGAUGAGAUGAUCCGCUUCAACGGCUAUCCGUUCCUCGAGAGGGAUGACGAGGCUUACGAUGUACCUGUGUCGAGAGUCAUGAAGACGCAAUUGCAUACCAUACCCGCGUCUGGCAUCUGCAUUCGUGAUGUCGAGGAGCGACUAAAGACUACCGAUGUCAAGGGAUUCCCUGUAGUCUCUGCUGAUGGAAAUCAUAUCUUGUUAGGCUACAUCGACCGCGUGGAAUUGGUAUACGUGCUUGACAGAGCACGUCGAGUGCAGAAUAUUUCCUCAACCACGCCAUGCUCGUUCGCAUCUGACCAGGAUGACCAUAUACAGAUCGAAUUCCAGGUUGAUUUUCCAGGAAUGGCAACUGGUCCUGCUCUUGGGAUCGACGAGGACAUAUCAAUGGAAAUUCUGGAAACGACCGCUACUCCUGGGGUGUUGAAGUUCUGGCCUUGGGUCAAUCAAACCCCAUUCACUGUCUCGCCUCAACUCCCGUUGGAGAUUGCUAUGCAGAUGUUCAAGCGAAUGGGGCCGAGAGUCAUCCUUGUCGAAGACCGUGGGGAAUUGAUCGGGCUGGUAACUGUUAAAGACGUGCUACGGUUCACUUUGACAGAACACAGCCGGACGCAGUCACCAUGGAGCGAGGCAGAAUUCGAGGGUAUCAUCGAGGAAGCAUGGGCAUGGACAACUGACCGGUUUUAUGCAUUUCUAUCUUAUUGCCGCGCUCUUGUCAGACGAUAGCUAACUUAUUGCUUCAUACAUUACUUCUGGGAUAUGCGUACAAUCCAUGCUAGUUUCAUCAGCUCUGCGAAUUAGUGCCGCUGGCUUUGCAGCCAUGUAGGCCAUCGGUGGAUGUUGGAGAUUCGGGAGAGCCAAUGGACAAGGGGGACACAGCACAUGUGAGAUGGGGCCAGGAAUUACGGAGUUGUGCAGUGGGCACAGGCAUCGUAC
Messenger RNA from Fomitopsis serialis, 2527 nucleotides. Its product is annotated as chloride channel. Gene Ontology annotation, cellular component: Golgi apparatus; membrane; fungal-type vacuole. Gene Ontology annotation, biological process: intracellular copper ion homeostasis; transmembrane transport; chloride transport. The transcript has 20 exons. Lineage: Eukaryota; Fungi; Basidiomycota; Agaricomycetes; Polyporales; Fomitopsidaceae. Gene Ontology annotation, molecular function: voltage-gated chloride channel activity. The record is from RefSeq and is a predicted model, not a curated record. Bases 113 to 2317 code for a protein of 734 amino acids.